GGUGACCUGACAUGCACCAGCUAGACUCGCUGUUGCCCCUCAACCACGCGAUAUGUCAGCUUAUUGACGAUAUCCUGAAAUGCUCUGCUCAACUUCGAUUUUCGUUCGGUUGACCAUGGCUCCGUCCCAAAGCAUUCCAACCGAGGCGACAUUGCCGACCACGUCUUCCCGCAUUGCCCUCGGUAAGGCUCGAUCAUCAUGUAAUCGCUGCCACUUACAAAAGCUCAAAUGCGUGAAAAACACAAGCUAUGGUAGCUGCGAGAGAUGUCUCAGAUUGGGAACGUCGUGCCGAUUCACAGCUCGCACUUCUCGCGUACACCGAAACGCCCCUCGCUGUCUAGCAGACUGCGGUGGGCGUCAUGCAGUCUCCAUAUCUCCGAAUAUGCCUAUGCCGUCCGUACAAUUUCAUUCAGUGAAUACAAAUGUAACUGGCAUUGAUUUGUUGUUCUCAUCGAGUGCCGAUCCAAUUAUUGCCAACGACACAGCAGCUUCAUCCUUACUUCAUCGUACUUCAAUACAAGGCGGUGUAGAAAACAUACAAAACAGACAGUGGUUCGAAGACCCUUGCGAAUCAAUGUAUGGUUCGGGUCUGUUCUACAACGACGAUGUCACUACAAACCUCACGGUCCUCCGCCCAGUAAACAAAAAUUCCGCAACUAUAUCUCCUCAGGUUGACGCGUCUAGUUUGUUCUCAAGGGGCGAGGCUUGGGAAACACUCCACCUGUCAGCAACACGUCCGUUUUCCUCUGCAGCAAGGCUAGCGAGUCUCAACGUCGCACUUUACGAAUGCACCUCCAAACUUCCAUCCAAAGUUCACACAAGAUCGCCGCUCAGUGAUUGGAGCGUUAGCGACAACUGUGCACACAAACCACAAAGAGCUAAGCUCUUUGUUAUAGAUGAGCUUUUCCGUGUCACCGCCGACUUUUUGAAUAUCAUCGAGAACUUUAAUGAUGAGGGGUGCGAUGCGAGCACUAAUGUGCCACCAGUUAACAUCAAUGGCGAACAGAUAUUCGUGCCAAAUCUCAGGUCUGCCCAGAAAAUUUGUGGCCGAGUCCAGUCAUCAGCCGCGCCGACUAGCAUGGAGCCUUCCUCAAUAUUUCCAGUUCCUAUGGAUAUCGCAAUUCUAGACGUACUUAUAUCUUGCCAUCAUCAACUUACAGAAGCAUACGUAGCAGUCUUCCAAAGGAUGCAGGCCUGCAUUCGCAACCACAACGUCUCACCACUCAGGCUCGUGCCCGAGAAUGAAAGAAAUUGGGGUGUCAUUCUUCCAGAGUUGAAAAUGGGCUCUAUUGUUACUACUCCGGCAGUGUGUGUGACCAAGGAUUCACCUAUAUCGACUGUAGCGGCAGCGUCAAUGUAUAUGAGCAUGAUAGCGUUGCUUUCUUCACAACUUUGGGAUCGAGUGGCAGCCGUGAUGAAACAAAAGCGUGAGAUGCCUUCUGUUGGACCCAGCUUAGACUUGAGAGACAUGCUAUGGGAUACAAUGUCGGCCCGGACUGACCAACUAUCAAACAUGAUCGACGCUACAAAGAGUCUGCUCUAGAAAUAUCCGGGCAUUGAAUUCAGGAAUGGUUUAUGGGCUGUCGUUUUUUUACUUAAACCUAUACAAGUUUUACAGAUACGAAGUGGGCAAUUGGAAGAGUUGUAGUUUCAAAUAUCCUUGCAUUCUCCUACAAAGGGUAUCAAAUGCCCUAUUGUCCGGUUUCCUACAAGGGUCGGCGCAUGUCAGUUAAUGAUGCCGAAGAUAUGCUCUUGUUGAAUGCUAGCCUACUGAAAUGAGAGUCGCGGGCAUUGAUAGGAUUAUAUUCAGCUACGUUAUUUCGAAUAUAG
Molecule: messenger RNA, 1830 nt
Organism: Truncatella angustata
Lineage: Eukaryota; Fungi; Ascomycota; Sordariomycetes; Amphisphaeriales; Sporocadaceae
Exons: 2
Coding region: 80-1543 (487 amino acids)
Biological process (GO): regulation of DNA-templated transcription
Molecular function (GO): DNA-binding transcription factor activity, RNA polymerase II-specific; zinc ion binding
Source: RefSeq, a predicted model, not a curated record